Molecule: messenger RNA, 875 nt
Organism: Mytilus californianus (California mussel)
Lineage: Eukaryota; Metazoa; Mollusca; Bivalvia; Mytilida; Mytilidae
Product: neuroserpin-like
Molecular function (GO): serine-type endopeptidase inhibitor activity
Source: RefSeq, a predicted model, not a curated record
UUUAAAGGCACAUGGAAAAAAGAAUUUAACGCAAAUGGCACUUCACAAAGGAACUUUUUCGUGAGAGCGAACGAGCAAAAACUAGUUCAAAUGAUGUACGGUGAAUUUGAUGUAAAGUCUGGUGAAGACCUUACACUUGACUGCAAACUUUUACAACUGCCAUAUCAAGGAAACAAGGUCUCUAUGAUCAUUGUUUGGCAAAAUUCUGGUGAUGAACUCUCCGAACUAGAAAGUAAAUUUACUUCGGAUAAUUUCAAGACUCUUGUAAGCGGCAUGAAGACACAAAAGACAAUAGUACGAAUUCCUAAAUUUACAAUGAAAAGCGAGUACGAUUAAAAGCCAAUUUGUACAGCGUUAGGAAUAACGGAAAUCUUUGACAAAAAUGCUGACUUUAGUGAAAUGCUAAAAGCUGAUGUUACACGCGUGCACGUUACUGAUGCUCGUCAUAAAGCUUAUCUUGAAGUGAACGAAGAGGGGAGCGAAGCAGCAGCCGCUACUUUGUUAUCUGUAUCAUUUACUUCAGCAAGGAUUCCUGAGCCCCAGCCAUUCCAAUUUGUUGCCGAUCAUCCUUUCUUGUUUGUGAUUCAAGAUGACAAAACAGGAAUACCGCUGUUCAUUGGAAGGUAUGCCAGGCCAUAAUUUCACAGUAACAUAUUUUUGAAUGAAAACAAAUGCGUACUGAUCAAAAUUAAUUAGAACCUGUUAUAUAUUAAUCAAGUACUUGACUUUACGCAAAGAUUUUUACGAAAGUGUAUACAUAUCUGUCUUAAUAUACACAUUGUGCACAUGUAGGUUUUUAUACCUAUCUGUGUGGAUACACACCUUGGUUUUUGUAUAACUAAAUACUUUAUAUUUGAAUAAUUUUGGAUAUUUUU